Molecule: messenger RNA, 2383 nt
Organism: Oryza sativa Japonica Group (Japanese rice)
Lineage: Eukaryota; Viridiplantae; Streptophyta; Magnoliopsida; Poales; Poaceae
Source: RefSeq, a predicted model, not a curated record
AAAACUCGAGAAAAGAAAGCGAUAAUGAUUAAAGAAAAGGAAAAAAGUUCCGAUUUUUGGAGGCGCACGGAGACUUCUCGCAGCAGUUUGUUGGCGGCCGGAUAAACGAGACGAGGCGAGGCGAACGCGAAAGCUCCCCAUCUCCCUCCCUCCCUCCCUCAUUAUUGAUUGAUUGAUUCGCAGAUUCGCCGCUGCCACCGCAUCCCGCCCACCCACCGCGCGCCACCGCCUCCGCCGCCGACGAGCCCCCGCGGCCACCGCCACCGCCACCUCAUCUUCUCUCCCACCACCGCUCCACAGCCGCCCUCCCUUACAUGGAAGUCGACGUCUCCAUCGCCACGCCCGCACCGCAGGAAUCUUAGCUGAUUGGUGCUUUGGACUGCAGGUCUGGACACGUUGUCCGUUUCCUGCUUGUGCAGACGUAGGUUUGGAGUCUUUCUGAGUGUUAAGGUGGCUUUCCUUUUUGUCCUUCCAUGGUUGAAAUUUGUAUGAACAACCUUGACUUUCUCGAAGAUCUGUGUUGGUCGAUAAGAUGAAUCGAAGAAGAACAAUGCUAUUGCUUAUCUGUCUCUGUGCAACAUUUUGCCUCAUGACUCAGUUAGGAGCUGCAAAUGUAGUGCUGAUGGGGACAAAUCUGACUUUGUCGUUUGAUGAUGUUGAGGCAAGUUUUGCUCCAGGAGUGAAAGGUUCAGGUUUUGAAGGCGUUGUUUAUACUGCUGAACCUUUGGACGCCUGCAGUCCGUUAACAAGUAAAGCAGAAAAGGGUCCACCAUCUCCAUUUGCACUGAUCAUAAGAGGCGGGUGCACAUUUGAUGAAAAAGUAAAAAAUGCACAGGAUGCUGGAUUCAAAGCUGCAAUAGUAUACGACAAUGAAAAUAGCGGGGUUCUGAUUUCAAUGGCUGGAAGCUCAGGUGGUAUUCACAUUUAUGCGGUGUUCAUCUCGAAGGCCUCAGGGGAGGUGUUGAAGAAAUUUUCAGGCCAUACUGAUGUAGAGGUGUGGAUACUACCUGCGUUUGAGAACUCAGCCUGGUCAAUCAUGGCAAUUUCAUUCAUAUCUCUGCUUGCCAUGUCUGCGGUUCUAGCUACUUGUUUCUUUGUGAGAAGACAUCAUAUAAGGCGGGACCGGCCUAGAAUUCCAGAAGCCCGAGAAUUCCAUGGAAUGAGCAGUCAAUUAGUCAAGGCAAUGCCAAGCCUUAUCUUCACGAAGGUGCAAGAGGACAACUGCACAUCAUCAAUGUGUGCCAUUUGCUUGGAAGACUACAAUGUCGGAGAAAAAUUAAGAGUGUUGCCUUGCCGUCACAAGUUCCAUGCAGCUUGUGUGGACCUUUGGCUCACAACUUGGAGAACUUUUUGCCCUGUAUGCAAACGUGAUGCAAGUACUGGAAUACCAGAUCCUCCAGCCUCAGAGACUACACCAUUGCUUUCUUCUGCAGUUCGUUUGCCUUCUCAGUCAUCUUCGUUCCGGUCAAGCGUGGCAGCAUCGCCUCCAAGACCAAUAAGUCGACGACCUUCAUCACAGUCCAUAUCUCGGAUUUAUGCUGCUUCUGGUACCCCCAACUCUCCUAACCCCAUAAGGUCUUUCACAAACUCAACUGCCAUGAGCAUAAGUAGAAGCAAUGUGGACUUAUCAAACAUGUCUUCCCGCCCUCGCGCCUCACACCUCGCCUCCGCACAUUCUUUGGUUGGCAGUCACUUGUCUCCACCAAUCAAUAUAAGGUACGCAUCGCCGCAUAUGUCCCACUCUGGCUAUGCAUCACCUAGUCCACAUGUUAGCUCAUCCUAUGUCUCCAACUCUGGGUAUGGAUCUUCAAGCUACUAUCUCGGUUCAUCCAGCCAGCAUCGGUCAUACCUAAGGCGCUGUGGGGAAUCAGGGCCUAGCUUGUCUACCAUGGCCCCUCAGUCGCCGCAACAGUCCCAGUUACGUCAUGGCGGCGAAUCCGACUUAAAUCUAGCAGGAGCAUCCUCAGGCCAGUCUUUCCGGCAAUCCUACCUGAGACACUGUGCUGAUUCAGAGGUAAAUCUAGCAGGAGCAUCCUCAGGCCAGUCUUUCCGGCAAUCCUAUCUGAGACACUGUGCUGAUUCAGAUGCAAGCUUAUCUGCCAUGGCAUCAGCUCAAUCCUUGCCAGGAUGCUGAUUUCUCUGGGAUCAGAUCAGCUUCUGUCUGUACUAAGACCUGGCGUGACUUGUGUAUACAUUUGAGGCAUGUACUAUAGGCUAUUGGUUGAGAGAAAAUGGUCGUAUUUGUUUGUGUUUCUCCUGCUGCCCUGCCCUUUUGGUUGUAGUGAUUGUUAGCGCUCUAUUUGUUUCACCCUAGAGUGUAUAGUACAAUUGUACAGCAACUUUCUUUUAAACUAAGCAAUAUCAUCCGCGCGUUGCCCAUAAA